GUCCGCUCCGUAAGGCGGGGUAGCCUGUGAGGGGAUGGGCCCGAACUCGCUGUGUACUGGAGCUUGAGAGCUAGCGUAGAGAGCUCCCGGAGCCUGUGGGAGACCCCUGUGCGACCGCACCUCUGGGUUUUUCUAUUGCCUUUUUCUUCUCUGUACUUAACUGCACACAGCCAUCAGCCCACAAAGACAUGACCACCACCGUCAGCCCCUUGCACCCGUACUGGCCUCGGCACCUAAGGCUGGACAACUUUGUGCCUAAUGACCGCCCCACCUGGCAUCUCUUGGCUGGCCUGUUCUCCAUCUCUGGGGUCUUAGUCGUGACCACAUGGCUGUUGUCAGGUCGAGCUGCAGUCGUCCCACUGGGGAAUUGGAGACGACUCUCCCUGUGCUGGUUUGCAGUGUGCGGGUUCAUCCACAUGGUGAUCGAGGGGUGGUUCACCCUCUACCAUGAGGACCUCCUUGGAGACCAAGCCUUCUUAUCCCAACUCUGGAAAGAGUAUGCCAAAGGCGACAGCCGAUACAUUCUGGGUGACAACUUCACAGUAUGCAUGGAAACCAUCACGGCUUGGAUGUGGGGACCACUCAGCCUGGGGGUGGUGAUUGCCUUUCUCCGCCAGCAACCCUUCCGCUUUGUCCUACAGCUUGUGGUCUCUGUGGGCCAGAUCUACGGGGACGUACUCUAUUUCCUGACAGAACACCGUGAUGGGUUCCAGCACGGGCAGCUGGGUCACCCACUCUAUUUCUGGUUUUACUUUGUCUUCAUGAAUGCCCUGUGGCUGGUGCUGCCCGGAGUCCUCGUACUUGAUUCUGUGAAGCAUCUCACUUACGCUCAGAGCACGCUAGAUGCCAAGACCUCAAAUGUCAAAAGCAAGCAGAACUAGUAAGUGGCAGGCUCGCUUUGAACACUAGCUGAUGAGGAACUCAUCACUUGCCAGAAGAGUCAAAUCCUCCUCCUACAGGUUGGAGGGACAAAGUUAACUAAUCUGUCAGGCUCAGGCUAGUGGGUGGGAACAAAAAGAGCAAGAGAGAGGGGUGAGAAAGGGUCUCUGUGGAGCUACUGCCAGGAGCUGUUGGGACAAAGGCACAAGAAGCCCUAAGAGGUCCAUGAUGGUGGCAGUUUUUAAAAUCAGGAAAUAAAAAAUCUUGACUCUAACACUGAGAGA
This is a messenger RNA of Loxodonta africana (African savanna elephant), 1163 nucleotides long. RefSeq names its product EBP cholestenol delta-isomerase (gene EBP). The transcript is spliced from 5 exons. Gene Ontology annotation, molecular function: steroid Delta-isomerase activity; cholestenol delta-isomerase activity; C-8 sterol isomerase activity. Bases 189 to 881 code for a protein of 230 amino acids. The record is from RefSeq and is a predicted model, not a curated record. Gene Ontology annotation, biological process: cholesterol biosynthetic process. NCBI's taxonomy places the organism in Eukaryota, Metazoa, Chordata, Mammalia, Proboscidea, Elephantidae. Gene Ontology annotation, cellular component: endoplasmic reticulum; membrane.